AUGGGAUGCACACACUUGGACGUAGAAGAAACCAUUGAAAAGUGUUCUGGAAUCAUAAAGAAAAAAGAAGAAAUUGAGAGCGCAAAUAAAGUCCUCGGGUGCAUAGUCUGCAGCAGCUCUUUUUUGGCUGAAAUUUGCAUAGAUUGCAACAAUGUCUACUGCCGAGACAACUUCCACAUUGAGAAACACUGGAAGGAGAGCUGGCACAAGAACUAUUUUGUGCCUGAGUUUGCAACUGUGUCGUGCGAAGAGUGCGCAGAGUAUAUCUCCAUUAGGGACAUCAACAGAAUGAACACAAACACGCCCGAUGUCUCAAAAAAGUACCAGUGUUUGAAUACGAACUGGGUGAAAGGGUUCUUGAACUUGAAAAGAACCUGCUACAUGAGCAGUCUCCUGCAGUCCAUCCUCUCGAUAAAAGAGUUCAUCAAAAAUUUGCUCGAUAUAGAUCACAUUCUGAAAAAGUGUGCGAUAAAAGAGUGUAUCCUCUGCUCGCUCAACAGAAUACUGCAUCAGAUGUACAGCAACACAGAUGGGUAUGUCGACAUCUCCGAGCUGAUAAGAAUAUUCUGGGGGCAUGCCCCGUCGUUUGCCAAGAGCGAGUACCAGGAUGUCCAGGAGUUCUUUAUGUUCCUGAGCUCCCAAGUGCAUUCGAUCCUAAAGUGCAAUGCAAUGGACAAGUGUCCCAUUCACAAAACAUUCGGAGGAACAUUCCUGUCUACUAUCCAGUGCGCCUGCGGAAGGAAUGAAGCCUCUUUUGAGCUAUUUACAUCGAUCAGCAUGCAGCUGCAUGGAAGUACGCUGGAGGAAACAGUUGACAGAUACUUCAAUGAAGAGCUGAUACACAUCGAUAAGAUCUGCGAGUGCGGGAAUAGUAAAGAGUACACAAAGAAGGUGGAAAUAAAGGAGCUGCCAAGCGUGCUGUGUCUGCAUCUGAAGAGAUACGAAAUGAAAAACAAGAAUGUGCUAAAAAUAGACACAGUCAUAUCGUAUCCCGAAGUGCUGAUUAUUAACGACAAAGUGUUCAACCUCUACUCGAUCAUUAUGCACAGCGGAGACAUAGACUCGGGGCACUACAUAGCAUACACCAGACGAAACAGCCAGUGGUAUCUCACGAACGAUGAAGAGAUAAUGCGAGUUUCAUUGGUGGAUGUGCUGAAUAAGCCUGUGUACAUUCUGUUCUAUACGGAAGAAGACAAAACAUAA
Nematocida minor is the source of this 1203-nucleotide messenger RNA. RefSeq names its product ubiquitin carboxyl-terminal hydrolase 22/27/51. Bases 1 to 1203 code for a protein of 400 amino acids. Gene Ontology annotation, cellular component: cytosol; nucleus. NCBI's taxonomy places the organism in Eukaryota, Fungi, Microsporidia. The record is from RefSeq and is a predicted model, not a curated record. The transcript has a single exon. Gene Ontology annotation, molecular function: cysteine-type deubiquitinase activity; cysteine-type endopeptidase activity.